This is a messenger RNA of Coregonus sp. 'balchen', 1254 nucleotides long. The record is from the annotation of a GenBank genome assembly. NCBI's taxonomy places the organism in Eukaryota, Metazoa, Chordata, Actinopteri, Salmoniformes, Salmonidae.
AUGCCUGUGGAGACCCUCCAGCCUGGCCUAAGACGGCCGGUGGCCGUGAGGGCUGCUGCUGCUGGAAUGCCCAACCGCCUUCUCAUGCCCAACCGCCUCCUCCUACAACCAAGAACAGCGGCAGCAGCUGAGCCCAGGCAGAGCGCAGUGGAGAGGCUGGCAGCAGACAAGGCUAAAUAUGUCAAGAGCCAGGUGGCCCUCUCCAAGCAGCAGCCAAUCAAAGUGCCUCCGCCUGUCAUGCGCAAGCCUCUGAUGUCCCCGGCCCCCGCCCUGCGGCCCACCCGUAAGGCCCAACCGCCUCGCCCUAACUACACCCAGCAAGGGAGUUCCCCACUGGACCUGGAGCACCUGAGUAACCUGAUCAAUGGGGUGGGUGAGGCUGAAAUUCCCCCCACCUCCCCUACCACCCCCACCAUGGACCCAGUGGAGAGUAGUCAGGCCUCUGACUGCCCCACCACUACCAACUCUCCCUGUCCCUCUCCAGUCUCUGCUGGGUCGGGGGCUGCUGAGAGUAUCCAGACCCCCUGUCCUGAGUGGUCCACCCCAGUCAAAGUAAGGGUAAAUGCCUCUGGCCCACUAAAUCCUACAGAGUCUCCAACUGCAGUGACCAUACGUAGAGUGGACGUCAUACCCCAACCCCACCACACCAUGCCAGUGAGGACGCCCCUUAGAGCACAGCAGCAGCCCAUGGCUCUGCAUCCACACACCCAGAUCCACAACGCUAUGUCAUCUCUGCGUCUCCACCACCCCCGAACUACCUAUACACCAGGCCAUGCGUCUCCUAAACCUGUCCCAGCCCCUCCACCACAAAACCACACCCCAAAUCCCACCUCCCCGUCUACCCCCAUCCAGCUCCCAUCCAACCCCCCCAUACUCCCGCCCUCCCCGUCGGUCACCCGCCUGUCAUCCGGUACCUCCAGGAAACGUCCCUCUCUGACCCGCUCCAAAUCAGACAUGAGUGACCGUUACUCACGGGCCAGUACUGAGCUGGAGCGCUUCUUCAACCUGUGUGGUUUGGACCCUUCGGAGAUGCAGGUGCUGAAGGUGCCGGGCUCAGACGUCGCCUCCCUUGCACAGUUCCGCAGUGCCAGCGCUCCUGGGUCAGAGUGUGCAGGCCAGGAGGGUGAAGAGGAAGGUGGGGCUGCAGAGCCAGCUCCCUAUGGCGUCUCAGUAAUUGAGAGGAACGCCAGAGUUAUCAAGUGGCUUUAUGGUAUCCGCACAUCCAAGGAUAGUGCCAGGAGCACCAACCUUUAG